This is a messenger RNA of Pocillopora verrucosa, 4902 nucleotides long. Its product is annotated as nuclear exosome regulator NRDE2. Lineage: Eukaryota; Metazoa; Cnidaria; Anthozoa; Scleractinia; Pocilloporidae. The record is from RefSeq and is a predicted model, not a curated record. Gene Ontology annotation, cellular component: catalytic step 2 spliceosome. Gene Ontology annotation, molecular function: protein binding. Gene Ontology annotation, biological process: regulatory ncRNA-mediated heterochromatin formation; RNA processing; negative regulation of RNA catabolic process.
AUGGCGGAUGAUAGUGAGUUGACUUCAACGCUCACAUACCCUACAAAAAAGACUUUAUUUCCAAUACAACGAUCUGAACUAAAUUCAGAUGGGGCUUCCCAUGGCCUCCUUUUCCCUUGUGUUUCAGGGAAAGAAGUAGCUGAAGAUGGUGUCAAAGGUGUAAAUCAACCAAAUUGGCUUCGAAAUGAAAGCUACAAAGCCGUCAUUGAGCAUCGAAAUACUUUUACAGAGCAACAUGAGCCUGCAGACCAAGGGGGAAAACGUGUACAUUCAGACAUUUCUAGUUCAGAUGACGAAGGGGGACUCCAUUCCAGCAAGGAAAUAAAAGUAGAAGGUUCUGAUAUUGACCAUAAAGAACGAAAACACCACAAGGACAAGAGGAAACACAAACAUAAAAAGAAACGAAAACAUAGACAUGAAAAAUCAGGGCCUAAAGAGUGUAUUAAUGAAGAUGCAAGCAAACCCGAUACAAUUUGGAUCGAAGAAGCUCAACUUGUCCCUGAGAAAGCCUUUAGACUUCACAAAAAACCUGAUAUGGCCAAUCGAAUGUAUGACACACUCUAUAGGUUAGAUAUUGCUUUGUAUAAAUUGAAGUCAAAUGCGACUUGUCUUGGUCUUGGUAAACAUCAAGUUGUUGAGCUGUCUGUAAAGAAAGGUAAGAAAAAGAGGAAGCGGGAUCAGAUGGUAAGAUAUUGGAGUAUAAAGGACUUCCAGGUACCAGAGAACACUGACAACAUUUCUGUGAUGUUGCAAAGUGCUGUGGAUAUGUCAAGCCAGAGAGUUGACUUGGGUGAUGGUAGAAGUUAUAUAUCCCUCAAGUUACCUGGUGAAGGUGACGUAAGCCAAAGGGAAAGCAGUCACACUUCUUCACAAGAGGCAUCAGUGGCUGAUAGAGAUUCUAGAGAAUCUGAAGUCUUGCAAAAGACUGGAGAACUAAACAAGAUCUUGCGUGACAAACCACAUGACAUUCAAACAUGGCUAUCUCUUGUUGAUCUUCAAGAAGAGGUUGUAAGACAAGAAGACUCAGUAAAAUCAAGUUUCACAGCAACUGGUAGAGAAAGGAGAAAAGCUUCCACUAGGACCAUAAUUGAAAAGAAAAUUGCUGUCCUUGAAAAAGCUUUGCAAAAAAAUCCAAACUCAGUUGAACUGAUAGUUGGUCAUUUAAAUCUGUGUAACGAGAUCUUGGAUACUGAGGAAUUGGUUCAGAAAUGGAAGAAAGUCAGUUUUGUUCACCCAAACAAUACUCUGUUAUGGAAAAACUAUAUACUUUUUAUGCAAUCCAGAUUCUCAGUGUUCUCAUUUAGUAAGACAGCAGCAGUGUAUGGUAAAUGUUUAAGUACAUUGUCAUCUAUAAAGGAGGGAACUUUUGCAUCACACCAGGCUGAAGGUGACUUGGAGAGUGAAAUGGUGGACUUGUUUAUCAGGGAAUGCCAAUUUACAAAGCAGUCAGGACACAUAGAAAAGGCUGUAGCCUGCCUGCAGGCCAUGGUGGAACUGAAUUGUUUUUGUUCACCUGAAUUGGAAAGGAACACCCCCAUUACUGGGCAGAUGGCAUUUUUGGAGACAUUUUGGGACAGUGGACAGCCAAGGUUUGGGGAAGAUGGUGCAAGUGGUUGGAAGUCAUGGUUGGCUCAAGGAAAUAGCACUGAUUCAUCUAAAGUGACAUUUAUUGAUGUCAAGAAGACUUUCAGGGAAAGCUCUGGUAAAGCAGUAGAUGAGAGUGAUUCUCAUAAUGAUAAUGAUGAUGACUUUACCAUUGAUAAAGAGCAGCCUCUGUGGAGAAGUUGGCUUCAAAUUGAAUUAAACAGGCAAAGGAGACAUUUGUGUCCAUGGGAACCAGAUAAGGAAGCAGGGGAAACAGAGGAGGACUGUGAUGAUGCUGAGAGACUUGUUUUGUUUGACGACUUUAGUUCAAGUUUGUUCAAAAUUUCUGAUCCUGGGAACAGGCUGAAGCUUGUGUUAACUUUCUUGAAUCUGCUUGGAGUAUCAGUACCUUGCAUAACCUCAUCAACAAACGCUGAUGUACAUCAAUGCUUGAACACUUCUAUAGAGCACAAGUCACAAUUACUAGAAACUGAAAGACCUGCCAUUUCUCACUGCCUUGGUUUGUGGCAGUCAUGCUAUUGGGAUGAGAUCACCUUUACUAAUACAAGUGACCUUCAGUGGCCAUCUUCAGAGGCUUUGAAUCUUAUAAGGAACAUCUUUGUACAAAGUUUGCCAGUAUUUGAAGGGCCAACAAGGAGCUUCCUAAUGGUAUUGUGGCUCUGGUUUGAGUUUGGUCUAACUCAGAAAGAGCCAUUGUUAAAACAAAGUAAAAAGAGGUGCAAAGAUGUCAGAAAAUUGGCCAAGAGCCUUCUAAAACAGCCAGAAAGCAGAAACGAUCUGAAGCUGUGGCAAGCUUUUGCAGAGAUAGAGUGGUUAUCAGGCAACAAAGAAGAAGCCCGCAGAGUGUUUGACUCCACUCUUUUGAUGGCAGGUGAAAUGUUUCCUGAGGAACAGAGCAGAAGGAUGGCUUUAGUACCUCUUGUCAGGUCCUAUGUUGAGCUUGAAGUUGGCAUCACAUUGAACUCAAAAGAAGACCAGUCAAGUGAAGGAAGCAAGAAAGCAUUACAGAUCUUGACCUCAUUUGCAGAAGGAGCAAGGAUCAAAAUGUCUGCAUCUGAUGUGUCAACUUCAGAUCUAUCUUCUGUUCAACUACUGAAAGCUCGCAGAAUCUACCAGAAGUUGCGGCAAAACAUCUUAGAAACAACUGGACCCCAAGGCAGCAAUGAGUUAUUGGCUGAGCAUAGUAAAGCCACAGGAAGUGAUGUAGUGCAUUUAGAAGCUUGCAUCGCUUUGUUUGAGUACUUGAGCAGUGGUAUCCAAAGUUUGUUAUCCAUGUGUAAUGAAUUCAUUUCACUGAUAUCAUGUGGUGUAUCAAGCCCAUCUGGUCUUAGAGAGAUGGACAUUGAACUCAUCUUGACUUUUUAUGUCAAAUUGUUUAAAUUUCACAGCAAAUUGGGCCAAACUCUUCCACUGAAAGACAUACGACACAUUGCACUUUUUGGGCUGGAAAGGUUUCCGGAUAACCCCAAGUUCUUGUCUUUUUACAUUGAGAGAGAAUCAAAGUCUAUUCUCACUGGAGAAUUAAGAAGGACACUUGACAGAGCCACCUUAAAAGCUGAGACACCAGUGCCUUGGAUUUUUGCACUGUAUUAUGAGCAAUUGCGUGCAGAGUCCCUUGUCUCUGUCAUGGAAUGUACUGAUUCACCCUCUCUAGGUGCUGCAGCUGUGACGUCCCUUCCAGUUACAGGUGUGGUUCAUCGUCAGUAUGCACUGUUUGAAAGAGCAGUGAGCAGUUCCUCUGGAAGACAUUGUGUGGCUUUGUGGAGGAUGUACAUGGAAUUUGAGGCAAAACAUCAAAAGGAGAAGGUAAAGUCAGUGUUCUAUCAAGCCAUACAGAACUGUCCCUGGGCUAAGACUUUGUACAUGGAUGCCGCACAGCUUCUACCAGAUGAUUUGCAAGACAUAGUUGAUUUAAUGGUUGAGAAGGAAAUCAGAGUGCGUGCUCCACUCGAAGAGAUUGAGCUCCUCAUGCAAGAGUAAUGUGGGAUGGUUGAGGUAUAAUAUCCAUACAUUAUCAAGCAAACAGAUAAUGAGAAUACUCAAACUUAUCUUGAUCUAACACCAAAUUCUGGUAACUAAUUUUUAAGGCAAUAUGUAGCUGCUAGUGGGGAGAGUUAACAGGUUAAUACCUCCUUGGAAACAACAGUUUACUUCAUGUGGCACAAGGAAUUUUCAUGAAAAUGUUUAGCCCUGUUCCAUAAUUUGCUUACAGCAACAAUUAUUUUGAAUUCACUAACACUUUGCUUUCAUGAUGUAAGAGUGACUAGCAUCUAAUUUCUCCUCACAACAUUACUCCUGUAUCAAACAUUAUGGUCAUGAGAAUAAAGGAAAUGAUCAAGAUUCUCUUGAUUCUUACAAAAACUUUCUUGUCAGCACCUCAGGAAAAUUAAAGAGAAUAGCAUGAAGAGUGUGCGUACUGAUGUUGGGGUGUAAAGGGUUCACAUUCCAGCAGUAAAGACAUUAUUUCUCACUUUUUAUAUUAAGUAUCUUUCUAACAAAAAAUAGUCAUCAGAUGAGACAAGUGUAAAUAUGUUUUCAUUUUAUAUUCAAAGCUAUAUUAAGAAAAAAGUUACCUAUGUAAAAAAUCAUAGCAAAUGUCUCUUAGGAUAUAUAAUACAUUUGUGUUUUUUUUUCAUGCUCCUUAAUGACCAUCAGAUGAAAAUGUACAAGCUAUUUAUAAAUAUUUACAUCAUUAACAGUUAAGACUGUUUACAACUAGUAUAUGAUUGUACAAAAUCUUAAUUGUCUCUAUUUGAACUGGACUGUAUAUCAUUUUAUAUCAUAAGUGUAACCUGUCAAUAGAACAUCAUUCAAUGCAGCCUAAAGUCAAGAGAAAAGGCUGAUUGAAUUAUGAGUCAGUUAUAAGUUGCUACUCUUUGAAGAGUUUUCUUUGAAUACAAAUCAAAUAUUUACUGUCAGUAUUUUGGGAAAUAGUUAAUAAUGAUUAGUAUAUACUACAAAAGAUAAUAGUGUUGAAGGCACACUCGCUGAUUAGCAACUCAAAUUCCCAAUAUACUCUGCUAUUCACCUCCCAGCCACACAUGCAGGAUUUUAGCCAGAAAACAUUGUAAUAAUUGCAGGAAUAAAUGAGUUAAAAUUGUAUUCUUGUGCUAUAUUAUCUCACUGUUGAAGUUAACACUAAAACAACAGUUCAACUCAGUGUUGGUAGCUAGCUGUGGAUAUUUGUCUCAUCGCUUUGCAGCUCAGUAAAUAUCCACCAGUAGCUACCUACACUUUGAUACAUUGCAACAUUUUUUACGUCUUGGGGAUAUCAUAAGCCUUACUUAACCUUGCAUC